This is a messenger RNA of Mandrillus leucophaeus (drill), 2536 nucleotides long. RefSeq names its product carboxypeptidase Z (gene CPZ). The transcript has 11 exons. Gene Ontology annotation, biological process: proteolysis. The record is from RefSeq and is a predicted model, not a curated record. Bases 848 to 2395 code for a protein of 515 amino acids. NCBI's taxonomy places the organism in Eukaryota, Metazoa, Chordata, Mammalia, Primates, Cercopithecidae. Gene Ontology annotation, molecular function: zinc ion binding; metallocarboxypeptidase activity; protein binding.
AGCGGCAUCCUCCCUCUAGCUUCUGGCGCUGCCCACUGUAACCCGACUCCGGCAUUUGCGUUUGGGGCGCCCUCCCUGCGCCGGGGGCGGGAGCCCAGCAAGCGCAGAGCCCCGGCCGCGCGGCCCGAGUGCCACAUCACUGCGCCGGCCGUCCAAGGCCCGCCGCCCCACCAUGCCGCCCCCGCCGCCGCUGCUGCUCCUCACAGUCCUGGUCUUCGCCGCUGCCCGGCCGGGGUGCGAGUUUGAGCGGAACCCCGCCGGUGAAUGCCACAGGCCGCCGGCUGCAGACAGCGGUACAGUACCGGGACCUCCCUGGCCUCUGUUCUGUAGGAGGGCUGCGGCCCCCACACUGUCAGAGCACUUUAGGCAGCUGAGCCUGUGAUUUCAGAAUCUCUGAUUCCUGCACAGUAACUAUUGUCCUGGUCCUCCCCUACCAGACUGUGGGUGCCCCUUCCCUGCAGGCCCUGGCCCUGCGUGGGGUCCCCUUCGUAAAUGUCUGACACGUGACGGUCAGGGCCAUUGCAGGAGGGACUGACAUGCCGACCCUGCCUCCCCAGUCACCUGCGUGGACCUGCAGCUCAGGACCUGCAGCGAUGCCGCCUACAACCACACCACCUUCCCCACCCUGCUACAGCACCGGUCGUGGGAGGUGGUGGAGGCCAGCUCCGAGUACAUCCUGCUGAGUGUUCUACACCAGCUCCUGGAGGGCCAGUGCAACCCAGACCUGCGGCUGCUGGGCUGUGCUGUGCUGGCCCCCCGGUGUGAGGGCGGCCGGGUGCGCAGACCCUGCCGGCACAUCUGCGAGGGCCUGCGGGAGGCUUGCCAGCCCGCCUUCGACGCCAUCGACAUGGCCUGGCCCUACUUUCUCGACUGCCACCGCUACUUCACGAGUGAGGAUGAGGGCUGCUACGACCCACUGGAGAAGCUUCGGGGAGGCCUGGAGGCUGACGAGGCGCUGCCCUCGGGGCUGCCGCCCACCUUCAUCCGCUUCAGCCACCACUCCUACGCCCAGAUGGUACGUGUGCUGAGGCGGACGGCCUCCCGCUGCGCCCACGUGGCCAGGACCUACAGCAUCGGGCGCAGCUUCGACGGCAGGGAGCUGCUGGUCAUCGAGUUCUCUAGCCGCCCCGGCCAGCACGAGCUGAUGGAGCCCGAGGUGAAGCUCAUUGGCAACAUUCACGGCAACGAGGUGGCGGGCCGGGAGAUGCUCAUCUACCUAGCCCAGUACCUGUGCUCUGAGUACCUGCUGGGCAACCCCCGCAUCCAGCGCCUGCUCAACACCACCCGAAUCCACCUGCUGCCCUCCAUGAACCCCGACGGCUACGAGGUGGCAGCCGCCGAGGGUGCCGGCUACAAUGGGUGGACCAGCGGAAGGCAGAAUGCGCAGAACCUGGAUCUGAACCGAAAUUUCCCGGACCUGACCUCGGAGUACUACCAGCUGGCGGAGACCCGCGGCGCGCGCAGCGACCACAUCCCCAUCCCCCAGCACUACUGGUGGGGUAAGGUGGCCCCAGAGACGAAGGCAAUCAUGAAGUGGAUGCAGACCAUACCCUUCGUGCUCUCGGCCAGCCUUCAUGGGGGCGACCUGGUGGUGUCCUACCCCUUCGACUUCUCCAAGCAUCCCCAGGAGGAGAAGAUGUUUUCUCCCACGCCUGAUGAGAAGAUGUUCAAGCUGCUGUCCAGAGCCUAUGCUGACGUCCACCCCAUGAUGAUGGACAGGUCGGAGAACAGGUGUGGAGGCAACUUCCUGAAGAGGGGGAGCAUCAUCAAUGGGGCGGACUGGUACAGCUUCACAGGAGGCAUGUCCGACUUCAACUAUCUGCACACCAACUGCUUUGAGAUCACAGUGGAGCUGGGCUGUGUGAAGUUUCCCCCCGAGGAGGCCCUGUACGCGCUCUGGCAGCACAACAAGGAGUCACUCCUGAAUUUCGUGGAGACGGUGCACCGGGGCAUCAAAGGUGUGGUGAUGGACAAAUUCGGCAAGCCCGUCAAAAACGCCCGGAUUUUAGUCAAAGGCAUUCGCCACGACAUCACCACAGCCCCUGAUGGCGACUACUGGAGAUUGCUGCCCCCAGGUACCCACAUUGUCAUUGCCCAAGCCCCUGGCUACACCAGGGUCAUCAAGAAAGUCAUCCUCCCGGCCCGGAUGAAGAGGGCUGGCCGUGUCGACUUCAUUCUGCAGCCUCUGGGGGUGGGACCCAGGAACUCUCUUCACGGGCUGCGGAGGACUGGGCCCCACGACCCGCUGGGAGGUGCCAGCUCUUUGGGGGAGGCCACGGAGCCCGACCCACUCCGGGCACGCAGGCAGCCCUCGGCCGACGGGAGCAAGCCCUGGUGGUGGUCCUACUUCACAUCGCUGAGCACGCACAGGCCACGCUGGCUGCUCAAGUACUAGCCCCAGCCCCGGCACCCGCCCGGAUGUGGAGACCCAGGCCCAUGUCCGUGUCCUGGGCCCCUGGCUCUUGAUUUUGUCUGCCACGGACAUUCCACAAAGCCGCCGCCGUUUUAUUAAAGUGUUUAUAUCCACUUUCCACUG